GACACGUGACCCGUUCACCUGUGCCCAACCUGUUUAUCCCGGCUGCUGCUCUGAGUCGCCGCUCAAGGAUAAAUUAAAAAGAUACUCGUCGUUUACACUGAAAGUCUGACCUUCUCCAACUGGUUUCACACAGUCAGCUGUUCCGGCUCGCGCAGCAUUUGUGAUUUUAUGAUUACAGGUUUAGUUUGAGCUGUUAUCUCGCGGACUUUGACCUCGGGUAGGCACCUGUUUCAAACAAGGAAGUCCCGUCUGUCAAACCUGGCGUUGAUAAUGUCGGGCCGCUGGUAAAUGGCAGUAAAAGAGGUCGUUUGGCUACAUUGAAAAGCGGUUUUAUUCUCCAUGUUGACCUGUAACACUGGCUUUGUGGACAGUAUCGACUGAACGGGAUAAAGCUGCUUCCUGCCCCAGACAAGAUGAACAUUUAUCUGGAAGACAUGGAUUCAUCAAGCGACAAUAACUCUAUUGUUCACCUGGAUGCACCGAUCCUCCCAGACAAGUCCGACAUCUCCAACAUGACAAUCAUCCGAACUGGCAACGGCUCGAUCAUAGUAGACCAGAUGUUUCUCAACACUGUGGCUGCUCAGGCCCUCUCAGGGAUAUUUGUGUGGUUUGCCUUGCUCCUAACAUGCCACCAGAUCUAUACACACCUGCGAUCCUACACUGUCCCCAACGAGCAGCGCUACAUCAUCCGCAUCCUGUUUAUCGUGCCAGUUUAUUCCUUUGACUCUUGGCUCAGUCUGCUCUUCAUCAGCAACGACCAGUACUAUGUGUACUUUGAUUCUGUGCGAGACUGCUACGAAGCAUUUGUCAUUUACAAUUUCCUGAGCCUGUCCUUUGAGUAUCUGGGAGGAGAGAGUGCCAUCAUGUCGGAGAUCCGGGGGAAGUCCAUACAGUCCAGUUGUCUGUAUGGCACCUGCUGCCUCGGUGGAAUGAGCUACUCCAUCGGCUUUUUAAGAUUCUGCAAACAGGCGACUCUCCAGUUCUGCGUUGUCAAACCCAUCAUGGCAGUCAUCACCAUCAUCCUGCAGGCCUUUGGCAAAUAUCAUGAUGGAGAUUUUAACAUAACUGGCGGAUACCUAUACAUCACAAUCAUCUACAACUUCUCAGUCAGCCUGGCUCUCUACGCUCUCUUCAUCUUUUUCUUCGCCACAAGUGACCUGCUCAGGCCGUUUGAACCGGUGCUCAAAUUCCUCACCAUCAAAUCUGUCAUCUUCCUCUCCUUCUGGCAAGGCAUGGUCCUCGCCAUCCUGGAGCGUUCGGGCGUCAUCCCCAACGCGCUCUUCAUCGAAGGACAUGAGGUCCACGCCGGCACCGUGGCAGCAGGCUGGCAGAACUUUAUCAUCUGCAUCGAAAUGUUCUUUGCCGCUAUCGCCCUCCGAUAUGCCUUCACCUGCACCGUCUACCAGGAGAAAAAAAAUGAAGUGCCAGAAAACAUCCCCCCUAUGCACAGCAUCUCUAGCGGUCUGAAGGAGACCAUAAACCCGGGAGACAUGGUUCAGGACGCCAUCCACAACUUCUCCCCAGCCUACCAGCAGUACACGCAGCAGUCCACACAGGAGGUGGUGCAGCCCAACGGAAAAGUGGCCGCAGCCAACAAGCGCAAGUCUGACAAGAUCAUGCUGAUCGCCUCUGAUGACGAGUUCUAGACAUUUCUCCAGCAAGAUGGUUCUCCCCCCCCCCCCCCCCAUGAAUCAUUUAAGCACCAAGAGGAGGACGACAUUAUGAGAAGCUUUUCUUCAUCGUGGCAGUAAUAAUCACUUCCCUGCAUCGGAGACAUCUGGAGCUACGCAUGUCCUUUAUUUCAAGCUGCUGGAUGUUGAGCGGUUACCCCUAAUCCUGAUUCUGUUUCCUUCAUUAUGUCAGUGCUCACUCGCUGGCCGUCUGAAGUGCGCUCCCUCUGGUUCAUGUCACUUUCAAAGAGGAGAUGAUUAAUAUGUGACUCCAGGAGGGAAGCAGGGAAGGCGGCGAUGGCUGCGAAUGACACGUCAUGGACCGUCUCUCGCAUCUGCUUGUUUGAAGUAUUUGCUGAGCAUUCCUCUGCAUGGGUUCCUGACAAAUGGAAAGAUUUAUUCAGAGACACGUUCGUUUUGGAGCAGGCACUUCAAACUGCAGACUAUAGCACUUUGCAAUCCUUUGUAUCUACCGUAGCAUGGACAAAUUGGAUAAACCUGUCUCCUACAAAGUGGGACUUGUAUUCUUCUCAUUAAUUUUCCCAGCACGCUAAAGAGUUUAAACUAGACAGCCGUACAACAGACGCUAACGAUACAUAUUUGUGCAGCGUCUGCGCUAUUGUAAAUGCUUUUGACGUGUUCACAUCACUGUUAAUGUUAUAAUUACAUGUUGCAGAGAUUAUGAAAUGUGCACAGAAUGUGAUCGGUGGAAAUUGUGGUGUUUAUAUUCUAUUUGUGUAAAAGUGGAUUAUAAUGUGUGCAGUUCAGGCGUAGUCAGACCAAACUAAACUCUGUGUGCUUUAAGAGACUUAGUUUCUUCUGCAGAAAUGAUGCGUUUGCUUUCUGAGUACAUUAAUUAUUGGAGACCAUUUUUGUGUCUCGAGUCAUUGUUUUAAUUUCCAAACCUUCUUGUGCCAAGAAUAGCUGACUUUCUGGGAAAGCAGAACUUUAAUUUACAGUUGGUUACAAAGUAAUAUUUGAAAUUAUAUGAAACGGUUGACUUGUGUGUGUUUUAGUGCGUUUUUGUUUUUUGUGGCACAAAUUAAACUGAUUGUUUUUGCGUGUGUAACUUGAAA
Messenger RNA from Cottoperca gobio, 2746 nucleotides. It is a transcript of the gene tmem184a, whose product is annotated as transmembrane protein 184a. The record is from RefSeq and is a predicted model, not a curated record. Bases 414 to 1646 code for a protein of 410 amino acids. NCBI's taxonomy places the organism in Eukaryota, Metazoa, Chordata, Actinopteri, Perciformes, Bovichtidae. The transcript is spliced from 9 exons.